Molecule: messenger RNA, 996 nt
Organism: Trichoderma aggressivum f. europaeum
Lineage: Eukaryota; Fungi; Ascomycota; Sordariomycetes; Hypocreales; Hypocreaceae
Exons: 5
Coding region: 1-996 (331 amino acids)
Biological process (GO): adenine nucleotide transport; transmembrane transport
Molecular function (GO): nucleotide transmembrane transporter activity
Source: RefSeq, a predicted model, not a curated record
AUGUCAGCUUCCGUACCCGACGCGCUCAAGCCUUCUCCCGGCACCAAUUGGUCUUUGCAACUCAAGGAGACCGUCUCGCAGCCCGUGGUCGCCGCCUUCUGCGGUGGAGGCGUGGCCGGCGCUGUCUCCCGGACGGUGGUGUCGCCGCUGGAGAGACUCAAGAUCCUGAUGCAGAUCCAGAGUGCCGGGCGAGAAGCCUACAAGCUGUCUGUCGGCCAGGCACUGGGCAAGAUGUGGAGGGAGGAAGGGUGGAGGGGCUUCAUGCGAGGAAACGGGACAAACUGCAUCCGCAUCGUUCCCUACUCUGCUGUCCAGUUUAGCAGUUACAACUUUUACAAAAAGAACAUCUUCGAGCCCUAUCUGGGAACCGACCUCAGCCCCUUUGCUCGCCUCGUCUGCGGUGGCCUUGCGGGCAUCACGUCCGUCGUCUUCACAUAUCCGCUCGACAUUGUCCGAACGCGCUUAUCCAUCCAGUCGGCGAGCUUUGCAGAGCUAGGAACGAGGCCAGACAAGCUGCCGGGCAUGUGGGCGACCCUUGUCUCGAUGUACAAGGCGGAAGGCGGCAUGUCGGCGUUGUAUCGUGGCAUUGUCCCGACUGUGGCCGGCGUGGCUCCCUAUGUUGGUCUCAACUUCAUGGUGUAUGAGUCGAUCCGCCAGGCAUUGACUCCUGAGGGCGAGCAGAACCCCAGUGCUCUUCGCAAACUCCUGGCGGGUGCCAUUUCCGGCGCAGUCGCUCAGACAUGUACCUAUCCAUUCGACGUUCUACGACGGCGUUUCCAGAUCAACACCAUGUCAGGCAUGGGAUACCAGUACAAAUCCGUUUCAGACGCCGUCCGCGUCAUUGUCCUCCAAGAGGGCGUCAAGGGGCUCUACAAGGGCAUCGUCCCCAACCUGCUCAAGGUGGCGCCCAGCAUGGCUUCGAGUUGGCUGAGCUUUGAGGUUACGCGUGAUUUCCUGACAGAUCUAAAACCGACCGAGGAGAGUCGAAGUUUAUAA